AUGGCCUCCUCAAGACUGAGAGCCUUUAUCGAAAUCGACAGCUCUUCUCAAAUGUCGAGUCCGCCUGCCGCAGUGCAAAAGUACAAGCAGGGAGCCUCGCCUUCCACUUACGAAUUAGAUGAGAUCCAGCCACAACAGACCUCGAAAGUGGGUGCCAAGUCCGUCAAACCCUCCACAAGUGGUCCCUCAACGCCUACGCCUACACCCAGCGUAUUGGAAAAUCGCCUACCAACUCCACCUGCAAAUGAUGUCACAGAAUGGGCUACAGAUCUCACGGUAAUGUCGUGGAAGACCAAAUGGCGACUGUUGGGUUGCUGUCUGAUCAAUUUCGGCAAUGGCAUGAACGACAGUGCCCCCGGUGCGCUGAUUCCGUAUAUUGAAAAACAUUACGGCAUCGGAUAUGCCGUGGUCUCGUUGAUCUUCGUGACCAACGCAUUGGGCUUCAUCUCUGCGGCCCCCGUUACACAUGCCAUCGAGAACAAGCUGGGCCGGUCCAAAAGCUAUGUGCUCGCCAUGUCGCUUCUGGUCACGAGCUAUGUGAUUAUCAUCUGCCAACCGCCGUUCCCCGUCGUUGUGGCAUGUUUCUUUUUCCUUGGAUUCGGUAUGGCACUCAGCUUGGCCCUGGGUAAUGUGUACUGUGCCAACUUGCCGAAUUCCAUCACGGCUCUGAGCUGCUUUCAUGGUUCCUAUGGUCUUGGAGGUACGGUAUCACCAUUGUUCGCGACUGCGAUGGUGUCGAGUGGAAUUCGCUGGUCGCUGUUUUAUACCAUCUCCUUGGCGUUUUCUCUGGUCAAUCUUGGUUAUUCCUGGUGGGCAUUUUUGGAGUAUGAGAAUGAUACCCCCGCCGAGCUUCUGCAGCCAACGGCAUCACGUCCGGCGGGCGACAGUGAGCCCUUGACGAGGAAACAGCUGCUUAAAACAGCUAUCCGCAACCGCACGACUUUGCUCGGUGCCCUUUUCAUUUUUGCCUAUCAAGGCGCCGAAGUCUCCACCUCUGGCUGGGUUGUAUCUUUCCUCAUCAGUUACCGACAUGGUGACCCCUCACGGGUCGGAUAUGUCAGCGCAGGCUUCUGGGCGGGCAUUACUGCAGGUCGGUUCCUGUUGGUCUACCCUGCCGCCAAACUGGGCCACAAGAUCGCGGUCGUGAUCAUGGUGGCAGGUGCCGUGGCCUUCCAGUUAAUGACCUGGCUCAUCCCGAAUGUGAUCGGAGAGGCCGUGUCAGUCGCAAUCCUGGGUCUGCUGCUAGGCCCCGUGUACCCGAGUGCUACAGCCGUGUUCACACAGCUGCUCCCGCGGAAAAUGCACAUCUCUAGCCUCAGCUUCAUUAGUGCUCUUGGCAGCAGUGGGGGUGCGGUCUCGCCCUUCUUCACCGGAAUACUUGCCCAGAAUGUGGGGACUAUGGUGCUGCAUCCGAUCUGUAUUGGCUUGUACGGAGUGAUGGCGACUAGUUGGCUUCUUUUGCCGAAAAUUUCCAAGCGAUCCGAGUAA
Molecule: messenger RNA, 1488 nt
Organism: Penicillium cataractarum
Lineage: Eukaryota; Fungi; Ascomycota; Eurotiomycetes; Eurotiales; Aspergillaceae
Product: putative MFS efflux transporter
Exons: 1
Coding region: 1-1488 (495 amino acids)
Biological process (GO): transmembrane transport
Cellular component (GO): membrane
Molecular function (GO): transmembrane transporter activity
Source: RefSeq, a predicted model, not a curated record